Messenger RNA from Paramacrobiotus metropolitanus, 5095 nucleotides. Its product is annotated as hepatocyte growth factor receptor-like. NCBI's taxonomy places the organism in Eukaryota, Metazoa, Tardigrada, Eutardigrada, Parachela, Macrobiotidae. Gene Ontology annotation, biological process: protein phosphorylation; nervous system development; positive regulation of kinase activity. Gene Ontology annotation, molecular function: transmembrane receptor protein tyrosine kinase activity; ATP binding; protein binding. The record is from RefSeq and is a predicted model, not a curated record. Bases 101 to 4093 code for a protein of 1330 amino acids. Gene Ontology annotation, cellular component: signaling receptor complex. The transcript is spliced from 18 exons.
CGUUAACUGGUCGCGACCAGUUCUCUUCCGGCAGUAAACGUAUCAAAACUUGUAUUUACGCUGAUUCUGUUAGCAUUCUUUGUUGGAUCAGAUUUCCGCCAUGUACAUCAAAACGAUCAAAUAUCUUGCUGUGGUAGUAAGUCUAAUGUUUGGCGCAUUUGUACGCACGCAUCAGCUGUUGCGUACUGCUCCACAAACUGCUGUGCAUCCAGAGAGCAGCAGGAGAUUUCAAGAAAUUGCCGAAGGAUUGGAUGGUUCUCUGUUUGCUUUGGACCAGCACGGGACGGUGCACACAUUUAAUCUCCAUAAUGUCGGAAUAUCCAACGACUCGUCAUUAUUUUCGACAUUGCUGGCCAGGAUAUCUUCCACUGAUUCCUCGCCGCCAUGUAGCCAAAUCCUUUUGGUCAAGAAAAACGGGACAGAGGCUUCUCUGAUAGCGUGUAAUCAAGGGACAUGUGCAAUAUCCACUGAAGAUAACUUUACGAAUUUUAUACAUCUGAAUAACCCCACCCUUUUUGCAAACCGGCAGCUUGCUGUUUCCGUCGCGGACCACUUUGACGACCGUUAUUAUUAUAUCGCAGCCGAAGACAACGGGUUUCGCAAUUCAUCGGAUGCGAUCCCGGUUCUUAGCAUUCGUCAAGUAAAGACCAAUCCCGCUGGCGACCAUGCCUCACAAUUUGUCAGCGUAGUCGAAUUAUCAAUCAACAAAACUUUCCGCCAGAAAAAUCCAUGGAAGAUCAAACCGGUAUUUCUGCAUAUACUGCCGACGAAACCACAUCCAUUUGGUUAUCUGAUCACCAUGCAGACCUCACGGCGGCCGGGGCGGUCGUUCGAGGCACGUCUCGGUCGAUUCUGUGCGGACGACUUAUCGCUUCAGUCAUACAGCGAAAUGACCAUUCAAUGUGGAGGUUCCUACACUGUAGCUAUCAGUGCAAGUGUGUUGGUGCUGGAAGGAAAAACCUUCCUCGGUGUGGUCUUCGGGAAACAUGUGCCAUUUUCAUGGGAAGUGGCGAAAGGAUUCAACACCGCCCUGUGUGUAUUUAGCCUGGAUGACAUAAAUCGCCGUUUUGACGAAGCCUUUGAUAAAUGUAAAGAUUACGCUUACAAAAGUACCGACCCACAGGAUCAGCGCAGGAGUAAAUUGCCCUGGAUUACUGGAUUGGAUUCUCGAGGUGAUCCCCUCCUGUGCCACCAGAGUGCGAUGCCGAUGUGCUCCCAGUCGCGAGUUCCCAAUGGUUUCAUCGAUGUCAAAACUGUGUUAGAUGGAAGCGAAUGUCUGGUGCGCUCGGAUGUUCGUGCUAUGCGACUUGUCAGCGUCGGGAUUGUUUCCGAUAUAGGAAGCAGAAAGGAUACGUUGGCCGUAAUGUUCGUGGACAAUUCAACGCUCCGUUUAACUGAACUGUUAGUAUCGAAAGACCAAUGCCAGGCAAGGGUAUUGUCCAGCGUGCCAACGCAAGUGAUAAGCCGGCGCCGGACCGAUCCGCACGAGUUUGUCCCGUCACUGCGCACAGACUCUUCUGGUCCUUCCUUUUACGUCGUAGCUACCAAAAACAAGAUUAUGUCGUUCCCGAUUGGCUGUGGCAUGCAUGCAACUUGCAGCCAGUGCCUGCAAGCUUCCAAGCGGAUGGGAUGCGGCUGGUGCGAUACAGGAUACUGCAGCGCAAAAGGUACCUGUACAGCCGCAUGGUCGACUCACAAAUGUGCGCCUGUCAUCGAAACCUUUUAUCCGGUGAAUGGAAGUCUCGCUGGUGGCACCGAGGUUACUAUUAAAGGUCAAUUGUUCGGCUCCAGGGAUGCUAACUUAACGGUUAAUAUCGCCGGAAUCCCAUGUCAAGCCCUUAAAAAAAUAAAUGACAACGAAGUUCAUUGCGAGACUUCACCGUCGUCAGUACCAAUCCAAGGGUCGGUUGAAAUUUACGUGGAGGAAAAUCGCACGCACAGCGCUCAGUUUGAUAUAAGCGGCAAACAUAUUCUGCACCAAGAGGGUUUUCGUUAUCUGGUUCCCAGUAUGACGCGCAUAGUGCCAGGUUUUGGCCCGAAAACUGGCAAUACGCGCCUGACGAUUUUCGGUGAGAACUUGUUGAUAGGUAACAAACAAGAGAUUUUCGUAGCCGGAAUUCCCUGCCAAAUGGAACUCGUUACCACGACAAGCAUAGUGUGCUACACUGGCCAAUCUCGGAACUCCCAGAAAGGUGCAGUAAAGUUGUUUAUCGAUGGAAACAAGUUUCUGACCACAAACGAAUCGGUGAGGUUCCAUUAUCGGAAUGAACCGAUAUUCGACCAGCCAAAUUCCAAGCUACGAAUAACAUUGAGCGGAUAUAAUACGUUAGCGUUCCGUGGAGCAAAUCUAGAUUCGUUUAGUGUAACUCCCGUUUUACUAUUGGAAGGAACAACGGUGGCACGAAACUAUUUUCAUCUGACUAAGGAUUGUUUGCCUAUCCAUCAAGCAACAGAAAUUCAGUGUCCCGCUGUCUCCAUGAAAGCGGAAAUCGGAGGCAUCGAUAAUAUACUUAAUGCAUCCGUCACCUUAGUCGGAAACGAAUUAGAGAAAAUAUCAGUUCCUGUUUUUGAAUACAGAAAAUACCAACUCCAGAUUAUACCCGAUCCACUGGUCACACCAUGGGAGGGCGAGCAAAAUGCUGAGUACAGCACUCGACAAGGUGGACAGUUUAUAAUCAGAGUUUGUGGCAAACAUUUGAAUACAGUUUUAACGGAAAAAGACUACCGAAUAACCAUUGAUGGAAACGAAUGUCCUGUCAGCAAACUGCACGAGGAUGCAUUGGAAUGUCGAAUUAGCUCCACAUCAGAGGUGACGGAUAAGGGCUCUGCCAUUGUUUUGUUUACAGCAGGCCUUAAUUCUUCGGUGCAGCUAGGACUAGUCAACUUUACUCUGCCAGUCAUUCCACUGUUACUGAACAACCCCAACCACUCAGCUGCACAAAACAGUCGAACUGUUAUAAUAAUCCUCUUGGCCUUUGGCGGCUUUGCUGCUGUAACUGCUGCAGCGGUACUUGCCGGUCUUCUUCUGCAUCGCUCCAGAAAAACUAUUGCAGCGGAAGCUGCAGCAACCGAAAUGGCUUCACUGAUGCCUAAGACACUUUAUGACGAAUAUAAAGCGGACAAGUUGAUUAUCCACCCGAAGAGAUUACGGUGUACCCGCGUACUGGGUCAGGGAAACUUUGGAACUGUUUACGAGGGCGUGCUGCGAGGGAGAUCGGGGUCGUGGUUGGCCAGGAUAUGUGCACCGAACAUGCGCGUUGCUGUUAAAACGAUUUACGACUGUACCCCAGAAAUGGCCCAAAGUAGCACGAAGAAACUAAUGGAGGAAGGACUAAUCAUGACAAACCUCAGCCAUAAAAACAUCGUGAUGCUGUACGGCGUUUGUCUCUACUCGUCCGAUGGAGUACUUAACCAACCAGGACUGGUCAUGCCGUUUAUGAGUAACGGCGAUUUGCAUUCUUAUGUUAAGAAACAUGAUGUCUCCUUAAGAGAUGUCCUAAAAUUCUCUGCUCAGAUCGCCGACGGGAUGGCGUACCUGUCUGGUCAAAGAAUUCUGCACCGAGAUCUCGCCGCAAGAAACUGCUUGCUUGACGAAAACCUCGACGUCCGCAUUUCGGAUUUCGGACACUCUCGUGACCUCUACGAGCAAAAUUUAUAUUUCGAUCCAAAUUCAAAGACUCGCCUGGCGUAUCAUUGGUUAGCGCCGGAAUGCGCUUACCGUGAUUACUCUACAGAAUGUGAUGUGUGGAGCUUUGGAAUCGUAAUUUGGGAACUCUUAGAGCGUGGAGAACAUCCUUACGGAAACUUGGAUAUUUUGACCGUCCUGGAGUUGCUUGAUAAAGGCUGCCGAUUGGCUCAACCAGCGAUUUGUCCGCCUGAACUGUACAGUCUGAUGUGUGCCUGCUGGCAUAUCGAGCCGAAGAUGCGUCCGGACUUUCAGUGCCUGUGUGCCGAUCUACUUGCUAUGCAGAAUGGUCUUUACCAUGUCCUGUCGCGCUGCGAGAGUAAUAUACCUUCGGACCAUCAGAUCCAGACUUCUCCAAGCGUGGUUGUUAAUACAGUUUAUACCGACGUCGGACAAGUAGUUCAUUAAAUUUGUUUGAUUAUAAAAUCCUGAGUGGUUGGGCGGUUAAGGGAAAUUCCGACACUAAAUGUCGCUAAUUCUGUUGAAGUAAGCAGUACAUUUCAUUAAUCUAGCCUACUCUGGAUCCAGUGAUGCGCUGGUCGAGGUCGUGCUGCUCCUGAAACUGUACUUUUAAUCUAUUGCUUCUCCCAAUAUUGUAACCCUGAUUCAUUUCCGAAUUUUAAAAUCCGAUCUUCCAUACAAGUAUUGUAGGUGUAGUAUUGGACUGGUAUUUUUUGGCAGAAUUGUUUUUCACCUAUAAUCAUUUUAGCAUUGCUUGAAACGGAAACGUUUCGCUUGUGCGACAAGGAUCACUCCAUUCUUCCUUCUUUUGAAACGAAAUCGCGCAUGAUGGGACGUAAUGCCGGACCGGUUAUGGCACCGAACCAUUUUUAUUCGUCAGUCGUAGAGAGUAGGCAAAUAGAAAAAACUUUACCAUCGGUUUGAGUUGUCAUUUUUAGAGCAGCAUUUACUUCAGUAUCAGACAGUCUUGACAACACCUUGGAAGCAGUGCUCAAGAUAAGUGCUUGUACGUAGAAUGCGGUAGAGAAAUUCCACUUUUUAAAUUUCCUUGGUUAUGGCCGCAUGACUUCCUAGAUAAUCCAAGAACUGGAUGUAUUUCUCCCAGCAUAACUGAUUAGGGGCUGAGUAAAUGUGUAAAUCUUUCUUUGCCGAAAAGUGGGGAUGCUGUUCCGAAAUGAGAAGAAGGCCCUUCUGACACACAACUACAAUUCCAUCGGGAUAGGGAUCAUGUUCAGGCGGAAGAACAAGGACCUGGCGCUGCAGCAGAAUAUGAUCGUACAUGUUAGACAUAAGUGCGUCACACCCCGGGCCGCCAUCGCUUUGGAUUAUGAAGCUGGUUGCUGUUGUCCGCCGAUAUGUUUUGAGCGGGAAAUCUAAAUUUCCAUUGCGACACUUCAGCUGCAGUGGCUGAUCUUUGGAACAUACAAGCGACGACCUCAACCAUUGUUC